Molecule: messenger RNA, 636 nt
Organism: Echinostoma caproni
Lineage: Eukaryota; Metazoa; Platyhelminthes; Trematoda; Plagiorchiida; Echinostomatidae
Source: the annotation of a GenBank genome assembly
AUGUCUGAAUUUUCCAGUCCGGUAAAAGAAUUCCCCCGAUUGUUUGGUCCGUUCGCAGAAGUGGUGGCAAAGAUGAAGACCGCGUCACCGUAUGAACAGAUCCCACCGCUCAUUGCCCCGGCGAGAUUCGUACUGAGAGAAGAUUUUGGCGUUUGGAAAUCGCAGGUACGCCACUAUUUUCGCAGGCUUCCGUCAUCACAUCGGGCAGAUGCGGUGAUUAAUCUGCUAACGUUGGAGGCUUACAAGUCAGUAAUGGACUUCGACCUCCCGGACGAUAUGGAUAGCCUUUUGGAGACCAUGAGGCGGAGACUGGCAGGACCAAAAACGGCAUUCAAUUAUCGGGAGGAGUUUUACAUGCGACAGCAACGACCUCAGGAAAGUCUUAUUCACUAUAUGGGGUCCGCGCGGCACCCUUCUCGAUUGGCGUACCUCAUGUAUACAGUCGAGGAACGUAAUUCACAUAUUCUGGAUCGGCUUCUGGCUGGGCUCAGGGAACCCAGAGUCAAAGAUGAACUACAGUUAUGGUCACCAAAAGACCUUGCCGCCGCAGAGUCAAUGACCGAGAUCCUGGACCGGAACGGUCACCGGGAAAAGCGACCUCAAGGCGUUUUCGCUGCAGGAUUUAGACAGGAAUGA